Penicillium chermesinum is the source of this 906-nucleotide messenger RNA. RefSeq names its product basic helix-loop-helix domain-containing protein. Gene Ontology annotation, biological process: regulation of transcription by RNA polymerase II. The transcript has 2 exons. The record is from RefSeq and is a predicted model, not a curated record. Lineage: Eukaryota; Fungi; Ascomycota; Eurotiomycetes; Eurotiales; Aspergillaceae. The coding region runs from base 1 to 906 and encodes 301 amino acids. Gene Ontology annotation, molecular function: DNA-binding transcription factor activity, RNA polymerase II-specific; protein dimerization activity; RNA polymerase II cis-regulatory region sequence-specific DNA binding.
AUGGCAGUGAUCUACGAUUUGGGAGCAAUUUCUAGUGCCGUUGUUAUUAGUAUAGGGCUCCGGAAUGGCUCCGAAACCUGGGGGAUCGGUGCCUUUCAUGACUCCAGGCCGAUCACCCUGAACGUAACAUUCUUAAACACUCAGCACCUCUCUUUUGUAUCUAGCUACUCUGCGCAUACAGGAAAUAUGUUAGCCAAAUCAGGCUCCGCAACUGAGCAUAAACAGCAGAUCCAUUAUACUCCGCACCGACAGAAAAGAAAGUCCCCUUUUCAGCCAGGCCAGCCAGGAGAGAGCGGCUUACAGUGGGGGUCUGACCCGAGUUUCUGCUAUCAUGGAUUCUCCGGCCCUAUCGGAACAUGGACGGAAGAACGACUCUUGCGAGACCUCAUGCGCAAUAUGGCCUUCAUGUGGUGUGGAAGGAAUAUCGACCAGCACAUGUAUAACCAUUUAAGCUAUAUUCAAGGGAGACCUGUUGAGACACAGGACCAGACAUCCAACCAGGCCAACGAACAGUCAUUUCUGCAUUUUGGCACAAGUCAGAUGACUAUGACUUCUCCUUCCCAUUCUGCGUCACCAUCCCAGUCCACGGAAGAUGAUGAAACCAAAGCGGUGACAACACCCAACAAGAAGCGAAAAUGUGUGCAGAAGCCUGGGCAGGCGCUUUGCCAUUGCCGCUCGGAAAAGAAAAGGAGAGAGAUUGUCAGUCAAGGGUAUAAAGACCUGUCAAAUCUUGUGCCGGGUCUUGAAACGCAAAAUUUUACGAGAAAAUAUAUCUUGGAUGAGACGGCAAAAUAUAUCGAAAAGCUAUUGCGAGGGAACAACGAUCUCCGGGAGCAAAUAGCGGCUCUUGACAAAUUGAAUAAUUCAGAGAGUCCUAUCGAACAUUUCAAAAUGGAGUCAGGCUAA